Uranotaenia lowii is the source of this 2821-nucleotide messenger RNA. RefSeq lists its product as uncharacterized. The record is from RefSeq and is a predicted model, not a curated record. The transcript is spliced from 6 exons. NCBI's taxonomy places the organism in Eukaryota, Metazoa, Arthropoda, Insecta, Diptera, Culicidae. Bases 334 to 1533 code for a protein of 399 amino acids.
GCUCUGGCGAUCCCGGUCCUCGAUCAGUUGUGCAAGAUCGCUCGAAGAAAUAUGUUGGAUUUGGUCUAGCUGCCUUCAUCAGUUUGCAGAGUGGAAGAAGUUCAACUCUUUUUUUUUUGUUAGUUAAAGUUAGUUGGUUAAUCGGUGGAGAUAAUUUUGCGUGAUACCCCAUCCAUCCUUUAGUCAAUCGUCGCUUGAAGUGAAGUGUGAAAGAGCUCAGUUCCGAUUCAUCCUACACUCGUAGUCGUAGAGAGAGAGUAGCAUACCUGUAAACGAUAAACGAUCCCAGAAAAAAAGAGGAAGAACAACCCACCCCCGAAGUCAAUUGUCGAGAUGAAAUCGAUAAUUUUAUGCGUCUCGGUUAUGCUGCUGGCAUGUGCUACAGGUCAGCGCAUCACCACGAUCCAGCUGGACGGAGUUCAGUACUUUGUAAGCCGGAUGAAUCCCUACUCACCAGAGCUGAACUACUUCCUGGCCUAUCAGUACUGCCGAUCCCUAGGCCUGCAGCUGGCCUCGUUCGAAACCAAGGAGAAGGUUGAAUCGAUGACCCAGUACCUGCAGAAUGCCGGAUACAGCAAGUACAACUUCUGGACCUCCGGCAAUCGGCUCGGUACCGGAAUGUUCCUGUGGAUGAGCACCGGACUGCCGUUCAACGCGACCUUCGACUACUUUGAGAAAUCUUCCGACUCCACCCUGGACCCGCUGGAUCACAACAGCAACACCUCACCUCAACGCACUGCCCGGGACAGCAGCAGCGGCAUCGAGCGGGGUUGCGUCCAUCUGAAGGCCCCGAACCUACGGUGGGAACCGGAGGACUGUCUGGCCGUGAAGGAUUUCAUCUGCGAACAGACCCGGUGCUACUACUACAACUACGGCAGCAUCCCAGUUUCAUCAGCGCAGGGCCGUCCAAUCAGCACCACUCCAUCAGCCCAAUCCGAAUCUCAGCAGCCGUCCGUACCGCAGCUCCAGACCACACCGGUUCCGGUUAUCCAUUCGACGACCAUGACGCCACCCCAUGUGCCGGAAACGUCUCCAAUUAUGGCCCUGUUGAGUAGUCACCCGCAGAAUGGCUCUUCCGAUGGCAGUCAGGAAUCUCAGGGAGGAGAUGAGGAAGAUGCUCUGCUGGAUGACGAUGAAGAGCACGACGAGGAAGAUCAGGAAGCCGAAGAGGAGUACGAAAUCGAGGGUCGAUCCCAGCAGGACUCGGACGAUCUGGAAGGAACAGAAGAACACACUGAGGAAGAGCAACCGGAAGACGAAGAACAGCUACAGCAUCCGGUUGUUGCCGAUCCUCAUCACAAGAUUCCCGUAGAGCAGAAGCUCAAACAGAUCACCCAGGAGGUGGCUGAGAUGACCCAUUCCGAUCGGGAUAUCGACAACGGUCGCCAGAGCUUCCUAUCGCUGUCCGACUUGAUCAAGAACAUCCGUCCGGCGGAAAAAGUCAUUCCCCAGAUCGACUCUUCCUAUGCCAACACCAUGCGAGUCCUAGGAGAAUCCAUCACCCAGGGAGAAAGUCGAGCGGUCAAAGUCUGAACGGAGCUUAACCCUAGCUAAACCUAACCUAACCUAGAAACCACUGAAUCCCAUAUUCAUCAUAGUUCAUAGAGAUCAUUCACGUUCCCAUCAAUCAACCAUCACAUCACAUCAUCAUGUCACGGUCGCCAUGUGGCGGUGUUUUCUUGUGGGACAACCCGGGGGACUGUGUGCGCCUGUUUGUCGGCUAGGGCGAAGCCUCGAUAACACACGUGGCUCCAACUAGCGGACGAAUCCACAAGUAGCCGUGGGAACUUCCCGAAAACACUUUUGGCACAUGCCACCAAUCACCAUCAUUCAUAAUUUUCCAUUUCGUUAGCUAUAUUCUGAAGAUCCUCUCACGAGAUGCAUUUAUCACUUUCCAUGAGAGGAUCUUUUGUUCAUACAUUCAUAGGAAUUAACGAUCAUCUACAUUUUAACGACAUCAUUCAUUGUGAUCAUUGAAUUUAAUCGUCCAUUUAUCAUAAAGCAAACAUUUUCGUUCAUUAAUCGUUAUCAUUGAAUAUUUUGAUAGAAUCGUCCAUCAUUUGAGAAGUCGAAUAAUCAUCCCAAACAUUCCAUAAAUCAUAGCAAAAUUUACACAUCAAACAUGUUCCACGAUCAUCAAAGUCAUUAUCAUAAUAAUCAUACCAUCAAAAAUAUCAUUCAUUCACUUCAUUUCCCAUCAAAGGUCAGCUGAAUUCUGCUCGGUUUAAGGGUUCAAUUAUUGGAGCUAAACUUUCCAUUAAAAUUUUAGUUGUACGAUUAUUAAAGUAUUAUAUCAAUACUAUUGAAAGACAAACUGUACCAGUUGAACAAAAAAAGACACGAUUUUCCCUCCGUCCGCAUUUUGAAUUUUCCCCAUAUUUCUCAUCGGUAUUUCUCGUUAUUUGUGUUGUUCGAAAACUUAAAAAAAAAUCUUGCGCCAACAAACAAACAAAUAUCAAACGAAAAGAGAAAAAUUAGACUGUACUGAGAGACGUUAGAAUAAAAAAGAAAAACAAAACAUAACAAACUUAAACAAAUCAAAACAAAACAAAACGAUAGAUUUUAAGAUUGAUGUGGACAAGAGCAGUGACGUUGUAAGUUUAAACACUAACAUGAGCCUUUAAAAAUAUAAUCAUAAGUAAAACAACGAUAAGAACAAACAAACAAACAGUGUGAUACGGCCCGCAACCCGCGAACAGGGGAAAACCGUUUUAUGAAAACAGAAGAAGAAAUAAAAAACGCAACACAGGUUGUUGUAGCUAAUGACAGGUGGUGCGAAAGAGAACUGAGGGAGGAAAAAUAAAACGAAUUUUGAAAAUUA